Messenger RNA from Aspergillus brunneoviolaceus CBS 621.78, 351 nucleotides. RefSeq lists its product as uncharacterized. The record is from RefSeq and is a predicted model, not a curated record. The transcript has a single exon. Lineage: Eukaryota; Fungi; Ascomycota; Eurotiomycetes; Eurotiales; Aspergillaceae. Bases 1 to 351 code for a protein of 116 amino acids.
AUGAACAUCCUCCUCCUCCUCUUCCUCAGCCUCCUCCAACUCAUCAGCGCCGCGAAAUCCGGCACCUACAACGCCGGCUGGCCGGUGGCCGGCACCUGGGUGGCGACCGACACGGUGUUCGCGCGCGAGACUGGCAUCGACAAGUAUCGGUUCACCAAAGCGGACGGGAUCUUCUACACGUACCAGCUGGACAUCAACGUGGCCGAGGUGCAAGGGUCGUUCGGCAGCACCUACGUGUUUUAUGAAACGACGGACGAGUAUUACCUCACGGUCUUCACCCGCGGCGUGCACACAAUCAAUUUCAACACCCAGGAUCCGUAUAUCUUGCAGGUCAAGGUUGUCGAGGGUUAA